AUGACGGAUAGUGUUGGGGCGGUCGAGGGGACGGGGUCGGGUGAUGGAAGCGGGGAUAUCACUAGCACUGACUCCUCCUCGCCUAUCAUGACGACCGCCUCUGCUCAACCUCCCGUCACUCCUACUUCGAUCCGAUCUAUCGCCCCAACCACCGCUGGCAUCGGAUCGACCGCGUUGAGUGGUGCUACCUCGUCUACCGACACUCCCUUCAACUCUGGAUUGAAGGUCAUCUCGAGCGUUUCAAUCGGUAUUAUGGGAGUCUUUGCCGUCUUUAUCGGGCUGGUCGGUCUGUUCUAG
Messenger RNA from Filobasidium floriforme, 297 nucleotides. RefSeq lists its product as uncharacterized. The record is from RefSeq and is a predicted model, not a curated record. Lineage: Eukaryota; Fungi; Basidiomycota; Tremellomycetes; Filobasidiales; Filobasidiaceae. The coding region runs from base 1 to 297 and encodes 98 amino acids. The transcript is spliced from 2 exons.